Molecule: messenger RNA, 1356 nt
Organism: Macrosiphum euphorbiae (potato aphid)
Lineage: Eukaryota; Metazoa; Arthropoda; Insecta; Hemiptera; Aphididae
Source: the annotation of a GenBank genome assembly
AUGUUGAAGAACAAACCAGUAUCAAGUAAGAAAUCUUCUAAUUAUAAAAUUCAAUUAUCAGAUGAUGAACAUCAUGCUUUUGUUAAGUUAAAAUCAGCAAUUACUUCGAACCCAGUUCUUGCAGCCUUCCGUCAAAACGUGCCAACUACCGUAGAAACCGACGCAAGUCAUGAAGGAUUAGGUGCUUGUCUCUCCCAAAUACAUGAUGGAUCUAUAUGUAUAAUAGAAUACGCAAGCAGAUCCCUUAAAGAUCCAGAAAAACGUUACCAUAGCAAUGAGUUAGAGGUUACAGCGGUACAUUGGGCUAUAACCGAAAAAUUUCGCCUUUAUUUGGUCGGUCAAACCUUUAAACUCAUAACGGAUAAUUAUUCCACAGCUUACAUAGUCAAUAAAGCUAAGCUUAACAGAAAGUUUGCCAGAUAUGUUGUUGACUUAGCAGCAUUCGAAUUUGAACCCAUCUACAGAGCUGGUAAACUAAACAUUAUUGCAGACCAUCUUUCAAGAUACCCUCAACCUGUUAACGAUGAAAAUCAGUGUUGUUUGGCAAUCAUUAACUCUCAAAACGAUAAAUUAGUACAUGCCCAACAAGCUGACUCCUUUUGCCAACAAAUCAAUAAAAAACUUAAGAAUACAAAUAACACGGUUCAUAUUCUACAAAUAAAAUGUAUGUAUAAAUAUGAAAAUAACAUCCUAGUUCAUGUCAAUAUAGAAAAUGGUUUUGAAGUAAGUAAAAUUGUCAUUCCAUUUUCUUUUCGCAACACAGUUUUACAAUAUUGUCAUGACAACACAGGUCACUUCGAUAAUAAGAAAACUUUAUCCAGGAUUAAAGCACGCUAUUGGUGGAGUUCCACGAGAAAAGACUGUGCCCUCUAUGUUCGUGGAUGUAAGACUUGUCAACAAGUCAACAGAAGAACCACAUCAGCAUAUGGUAUGUUAGGCGAGAGACCCAUACCUGAAGUUCCUUUUGAAGUCAUCUCAGCAGAUCACCUUUCACUCCCAACUACUAAAGCGGGCAAUUGUUACAUAUUAGCUCACAUCUGUCACGCUACCAGAUUUCUUUUAGCUAGACCUACAUGUACUACUGCCACAGACGAUAUCAUUCACACACUUGAAAAUGAUAUCAUAAAUCACUAUGGACUACCAGUUACAUAUAUUUCGGAUAAUGGUUCUUCAUUCACAAGUUCUAAGUUCAAACUGUAUUUAGAAAAAUAUGAAAUACAACAUUCACUAUGUCCACCAUAUACCCCACAAGCCAACGGACUGGUAGAACGUUCUAACGCAACCAUGAUCUCAGUUUUAUCUAAAUUUUCAUUAGAGCACCCCCAGAUGAUUGGGACAUUAAGCUACCAAAUCUAA